CUAAUUAACUAAUUCAGUGACGCAAAAUCCUUCUUGAGAAACCAACAGUACGCAUAGAUACUUCGAAAUUCCCCGUCGUUUACGAAAUGCGAAGGUUUAUCAUAAUAAUCCGCCUAAAUUCCCUAUCCUUAACCGCAAGAAUCCAUUCUAAAACCUCCAACCCUUUUCCAAGACGCAUUUCAAUAUAAUUCUCCCAUCUACCACUAAUCUUCCUAGUGUUCUCUUCUUUCCAGGCUUACCAACUAAAAUUUUGUCGCGUGCCUCAUAUCCCUCGUGCCCUCUACAUGUCCCUCCCAUCGCAUCCUCCCUUUUAUCAUCGUAAUAAUGCUGGAUAAAGACUAGAAAUUAUGUAGCUACUCGUUUCGCAGUUUCAUCUAACUUCCCGCCUCUUUGUCGCUCGUGUUAGGUCCAAAUAUUCUUCAGAGCACCCUGAUCUCAAACGGAGUCAGUCUGUGUUCCUUCCGUAAUGAGAGACGCCAAGUUUUAUACCCACACCAAAAAACUCAAAGACUGAAGAUUUAAUUCAGUCCGACAGUAUGCAAAUGUGCUUUAGUUUCUUCGGUGGGUGGAAACGCUUGCAAUUUCGGGACACAAAGUAGAGGUUUAUUUCGAAAGUGCAAUCUGGCCGAUAACAGAUUAUUAAAACUUACCAUAUGGAAAUAUAAUAAGCAAAUACGUGGACUAUUUCUGGUUCCCGCAGAGGCUGAAAUGAAGAUGACUAUCUUCUGGGACGUAACUAUGUGUGAUCUGGUAGAAACUUAACGACGUUUCGGAAGAUACUACUGCCUCAUCAUCAGGACUCUUCGCCCUCAUGUUUGAGAUCACAUGGAGACCAAUAUUACUCUGUGGCAGUUCUUGCUGGAACUUCUCAUCAGCAACCAGUACACAAGCAUCAUCACUUGGACCAACAAUGACGGGGAAUUUAAGCUCGUAAAUGCAGAGGAGGUGGCACGACUGUGGGGACUCCGGAAGAAUAAGACCAACAUGAAUUACGACAAGCUGAGUAGAGCUCUGCGCUAUUACUACGAUAAAAAUAUUAUUAAGAAAGUGAUGGGCCAGAAAUUUGUCUACAGGUUUGUUUCAUUCCCUGAGAUUGUGAAAAUGGAAAGCAAAGUUCCAUUCCGAGUGAAGAUGGAAAGUCUACAGAAAACGCCCGGAGGAAUUUUUAGUGGUAGAUUCUAUUACGGAUCUCCCGGAGGAGGCAUCAGACUUGGUGGAUUCUCUGCAAGUACCUCAGGCCUUCAAGAUGUCCCUGACUUGUGUUCUCCACUUGCUUUGCCCCCAUCGCUUCUGGACAUGUGGAAGAAGCUUCCAUUGUCUCUAGCCCUGCAGAGUAAGGACAGAAGUAUUAAUCUUUCUACAACAUAUAAACCAGUUAAUUUAGACACCAAAAGCCAGGGGCAUUACAGUCACCAGACAGAAAGAUGCCGAUCACCACUGAGUCACUACUUCCUCCAGCAAGGCAGUAAUUCCGACUCCACCGCGUUGGACAGGAAGCAAGACUGUGCUGCUUCUUUGAACAUCUGUCCUUCAACUUAUCAGGCAUUUGCAUCCAAGACAUCUGCUCCCAUCCAUCAUUUCUGGAGUUCAAUCAAUCCAAUCCCUGCUCUCAGUGCUUACUCACAAUUUCAAUUCCCUUUUCCAACACACUCUUCUCUUGUUUACCCAGCAUCCGCUCCUUCCCCCCUUUCAAUCCUCUCACCAACAAAAGCCCCCAUUUCCGUCAUUCAGUAAUUGUGUCCAUCGCAGGGAUGUAAUAACGUUUACUGCAAGUGAGCCAACUGUGACAUUCCCCCAAAACCUGACAAAAGAAAUCACAGAUCAUAAAAAGAAGAAAAUGGUGAAAACAAAUCUCAGUUUUCCUCAAACUGUUUCUGCAUUCCGAUUCAACACGCGAAUCUUCCAAAACAAUCCAUUUUUUAAAGCAUAUGGAUCAGAAGUAGAAUUUAUUUGUCCCAUUUGGGGAUUGCAAGGAAAGUUCUUUCUCUAUUCAGAAUUGUAAAUUAAUUAUACUGUCGACAUGUUUUCUCUUCAUUGCAGAGCCCUCUUACAACUUAAUUUUAUAAAACAAAGCAUUCUGGUUUUACAUAUGCUAAAUAUUUUGGUGAGUAUUGAGCCCCCACACUCCGCCAUGUAUAAGAUCAUGGCUCACCUAACGUAAUUAGACAAUAACGUUCAGUGAAGUGGCUUCUUAAACCACAUAAAGAAUCCAUCAGUUUUCAGCCAUUUAAAAAUACAAUAUUAUUAAAAUUGGUGAGAUUUCAGUUUCUCAUAGUGGCGAGGGUUACAGUGACUGGCUUCUGGGGGUGUUGCCUCCAACAUCAGUGUCCUGACGAUAGAGGCAGCUAGGACCUCUGAAACGUUGGUAAACUUCUACCAGACGACAUGGCGCAACAACCCAGAAGACUGCCAUCUUCAUUCUUAAAUUGCUUUAGUGACAGGAUUAAGACAGGCUUGAGGAAGCUGAUAUAUUUGAAAAAAAGAGAUUUCUCGUCAAUAGCUGUUACAGAGAUAAAGCAAAUGUAAAUAGUUUUUUGGAUGAAUUUUACAUUUCCAGCCAUAGGAUUUAUAGUGUAAAGUUACUCUUUUUCGCCAAUUAGUCAUCGUAAGAAAAGGAACACAAAACACGAAAAUUUAGCUUUAAGGAAUUGGGGAUUUGAAACCCAUACUGUGUGGCUAUUUUAAGACCAGGUUUAACAAAUUGGCAAUGUGCUUCUCCGUGGCACAAUUCCAACAAAGGUUAAUCUAGUAGCUGAACCAAUUAAACAUGGGAGCCAUAUUAACUUCAUUGUUUGGGAAAUAUUAUAUAAAGUGUUGUUUCUUCAAAGAGGAGGAGGAGCACGUAGACUUCGACUUGAAACUAAUGUUAUGCUUAUAAGACACAUGAGAUUAUGUUAAAAUUUUCUUAUAAUUUUAUGUAUCAUAUGGAGUUGGGGGACAGAAGAGAAAAAGGUAGAGAGUUCUGGUGUGUUGUGCAUGUUAUCUAAAAUAAUAGACAGUGCACAAAAAGAAUGUUUGUUGCUUUGUCUUCUGUUUGAUGUAUUACUAUGUAUUACAGUGCUGUAGAAAGCCAAGCACAUCAUGUGUGUAAAGAAAUAAACAAGUGAAUACACAUC
This is a messenger RNA of Zootermopsis nevadensis, 3116 nucleotides long. RefSeq lists its product as uncharacterized. The record is from RefSeq and is a predicted model, not a curated record. Gene Ontology annotation, molecular function: sequence-specific DNA binding; DNA-binding transcription factor activity, RNA polymerase II-specific. NCBI's taxonomy places the organism in Eukaryota, Metazoa, Arthropoda, Insecta, Blattodea, Termopsidae. Gene Ontology annotation, biological process: regulation of transcription by RNA polymerase II; cell differentiation. Gene Ontology annotation, cellular component: nucleus.